AUGGCCAUCUCGCUCUUUUGGAACGAGCCCGCGUCCGGUGUCUCCCGGGCACUCGACCGCCUCCGCUCCGUCUCUGAGCGCCCCGUCACCGCGAUCCCCUUCUGGCAGCAGCAGGUCCCGCACCUCAUGGCCGCGUACGGCACCCAGACGGAGGCGGUCAAGGCCAUCGCGUUGUGCCACGAAGCACUCGCCGUGGCGCUCGCCAGCUUCUUCGUCACCAACCGCGUGCGCGGAAAGGAUGCCAGAUACUGGCGUCGCUGCAUGAACGGCAACAAUCAGGGACAUUGCGCCAUGUUCUUGGAGAUCGACUGUGCCCCAGCCAACAGCGGUGAUGCUGUCACCUUGGUCUUCAACUCUGGCGCUGGCCUUUCCUAUUUUGUCAUGUCACUUCCCAAGGGCAUGGCCCUGGGAGAGAAGAGAGAUCUCAUCCCUGCUUUCCAGGACCAGAUCUUUGAGCUCAUUACCACCAACCUGCCCGUCGACGAGAUAAGCCGGGCGUCAUCUGUUCUCACCACUAGCACCCACCAAGAUAGCAUGUGUGUCGAGCCCAGCGAGAACGUGCCUGAAGGACCCGCUUCGUCCAUCGCAGACGUGGAGGAAGUGCCCGCUCCAUCUAAUGUCGAUCCGGACGAAACACUCGUCCCAUCCAGCGCGAGCGUCGAGCAAGUGGCCACUCAGCCAGGCGCGGGCGCGGAAGCACCUGUCGAGUCCAACGCGGACUCUGAGGCCAUCUCCGGCACCGACACUGCCGUGCCUCCCAACUCAGACAAGGAUGAAAAGCGCCUCCCGAGCGUAGCCACCUUUGCAGCUGGCCAUGAGAUGCUCCGUCGCCCCCCUUACCACAUCAUCGUUCGUCUCGGACAGUACGACGUCCCCGAGGUCCAUUGCAGCCACCCGGCCUCGGCCGACUUUAUACGCCAGUACCUGGACCAGUGGUAUCGCGAGGACUUGGCUCGGCUAGAGAUGGCGACCAACGGAGGCAGCGAGAAUGUCACCGCCGCCGCCGCUGAAGGCGGGCUCAUGAUCCUUUUGGACGCCAUGGACGUCACCCAGCACGACCGUGACUACGUCUCGCGCGUUUCGCUCCCCGUCGUCAUCCUCCAGAUGAUCGAGACGUGCCUCGGGUACGAGCUCCACAACAGCGGUGAAAACUGGUGGCACUUUCGUCGCGCCGUGGCCUUCAUUGAAGAAGAGGGCCUUCGUGACGCAAACGUGGGACCUUUGGCUUUCUGA
Molecule: messenger RNA, 1233 nt
Organism: Purpureocillium takamizusanense
Lineage: Eukaryota; Fungi; Ascomycota; Sordariomycetes; Hypocreales; Ophiocordycipitaceae
Exons: 3
Coding region: 1-1233 (410 amino acids)
Source: RefSeq, a predicted model, not a curated record